CCAAGAUCUCGAGUACAGCUGGAGUGGAGUGGCACUUUACCACGUAGGAUGCCUUUAUCUGAGCCACUUUGUUCUGCCACUGACUGCGUUUCUUCACAGUCUUUCCAAGAUCUCCCACAAAAAAAUGCACUUUCUCCUGUCAAGAAGUGAAAACUGAUGAUCCAUCCCUGGACAAUUCCACGGAGAAGGAAAAUACUGUUGAACUCACUAAGCAAUCGACUUCUGAUCCCUAAGACUCGCCGUAGUUGGCAAAAUGUUUUGUAAACCUCAAGCACAGUAUUAAAAGGCUAUUAGUACUUCAGUAUUUUUUGUAGUAUUUUAAUUUAUCUUGCUUAUCUCUUUUUUUUUUUAAACAGAGUCACAGAUUUAUUUAUUUAUUUAUUUAUUUAUUUAUUUAUUUAUUUAUUUUUGGCUGUGUUGGGUCUUCGCUGCUGCACGCGGGCUUUCUCUAGUUGCGGCGAGCGGGGGCUACUCUUCGUUGUGGUGUGCGGGUUUCUCAUUGUGGUGGCUUCUCUUGUUGCAGAGCACGGGCUCUAGGCACGCGGGCUUCAGUAUUUGUGGCACAUGGGCUCAGUAGUUGUGGCUCACGGGCUCUAGAGUGCAGGCCCAGUAGUUGUGGUGCACGGGCUUAGUUGCUCCCCGGCAUGUGGGAUCUUCCCGGACCAGGGCUCGAACCCAUGUCCCCUGCAUUGGCAGGUGGAUUCUCAACCACUGUGCCACCAGGGAAGUCCCUCUAACUCUUUAUUAAGUUUUUAUUUAUUUAAGACUUACUCCAACUGCUAUAGUGAUAACUAUUUUUAUCUUGUCAGUGUUAUAUGAGAUUAGAUGUAACUGUUGGAUUGAUUUUAAAAAAGAAAAACCACUGGAGAUGAGAUUUGAGUAGUCUGCUCACUGUUACCUUCCUGAACAGCCUUCAGAGUAAAGACAGUUCAUUACUCUCUACCUGAUAUUUUAAAAAAAUGGAAGUAACACAACCUUCCCCAAAUGGAGUAUAUGAGUCUGAAGUUCUACAUGGCUUCUUAAAGCAUACGUACCCCAAACUGCAAUAUCAAUUAGACAUCACAUUUGAUCUUACUUUAUUUGUUAAUCUUCGUGUUAAAGGAGAGAGCAAAUAUCAAAAUUAAAAGUACAAAUUAUAAGUCUGACACCUUUAAUUAAAAAAUUAAUUAGUUAGUUAAUUAGUUUAUUUUAAAGCGGAGCUGACUGUAGUCCAGAGAGGUGGGGGUCUGUCUGGAGUGACCGGCUUCUAAGGGCCAGAGCCCAGACUGAACACAGGUCUCCUGCGUCUGUCAGGGGCCUCUGCUUCUGCUUCACAUCACCUCCGCCGCCACUGCAGCCUCGCUAUAGAAUCAGAGCUCUAGAAUUAUGUGAAGGAGGAAUCCAGAUCAUUCCACAAGACCUUUUAACCAUCUUUAGAAUAUCUAAGGGGGCAUUAGGGACUUAUAAUGUAUUUGGUAUAGAAUUAGGAGAUCUACAAGAAAAAUUUUAUGAAAAUUCUGUUUAAAAGUUCAUUUUAAUGUUAACAUUUUAUUACACAAAUUUCAGGUUUUAUACAGAGAAUGUUGGAAUUCCUCAUUUUCCUCAAGAUUUUGAAGUUGCAAAAUAUAACACCUUGGAAAAAGUAGGGACAUAGGGAGGUAAGGAGACAGCCAUGGUGGAGCUGAGGUGCCCCCAGAACCCUGAGGACCCCAGGGAACACGGCUUUCUGAUAUCCGCACACUUCCUCCUGGCCGACGGCAUCGAGACCAGGAGGCAGUUCUCUGUAAAGAAAACCUCUACAGAUGCGAGUGAAUACUAUGAAAAUUACAGUGAAGAGCUGAAGAAACAAGGGUUUCCACUAAGAGAACAUCUGGCACCCGAAGCAACCCAGCUAGCAUCUGAAAAACUGCAAGCACUCCUUUCAGAGGAGGCCGUAAAUUCAAGCGUUCUGAGCCCAGAGGUGAGCGGUUUGGUGGAGAUGCUCUGGGCGGAAGCUCUCGGCCACCUGGAGCACACAGUGCUCAGACCGGUGCACAGGACGAGCCUUAAUGACGUGAGCAAGGCAGAGGGAAUUCUCCUCCUAGUAAAGGAAGCGCUGAGAAAUGGAGAAACAGGAACAAGUGCAGACGAUGAUGGCUGAGUUCUACAGGUUAAUACCUCACAGAGCCGCCCCGGCCGAGAAGGUCAGCCUGAGGCUGCUGGCUAAGAAAGGGGACCUCUGCCUGGUCAGCCUCUGCGCCGUGGAAUUCAGUUUACAGUUUGUUGGGGGCAGGGAAGAGGAGUCUUUUCACAUCUGAUGACUAAGCUAAUAAGAGACAUGGUUAACCUCUGUGAAACUAAUUUGUCCAAACCCAACCCACCAUCUCUUGCCAAAUACCGAGCUCUGAGAUGCAAAAUUGAGCAUGUUGAACCGAACACUGAAGAAUUUUUCAGAGUUAGAGGUGUUGCAGAAUAAUCACAGUAAAAGUCCAGUGGACAUCUUGCAGAUAUUUAGAGUUGGCAGACUGAGUGAAACCACGGAGUUUUUGAGCCACCUUGGCAAUGUGACACCCUCGCUGCACAGGUCCCCUGUACAGAGCUUUGUAGGAAUCCUGUCCUGUUAAAUACCUAAGCAGAAACGUAAAAAGAGAGACUUCCCUGGUGGCACCGUGGUUAAGAAUCCGCCUUCCAAUGCAGAGGAUGCGGGUUCGAUCCUUGGUCGGGGAACUAAGAUCCCACAUGAGCAACUGAGCAACUGAGCCCGCCGGCCACAGCUACUGAGCCCACGCUCCACAAGGAAAGAUCCCACGUGUGGCAACUAAGACACAAUACAGCCAAAAAAAAAAAAGAAAAAGAAAGAAGGAAAAAAAAGAAACAUAUAAUAUCCAUCUGGAAGGACUUCCCUGCUGGCGCAGUGGUUAAGAAUGGUACACACACACACACACACACACACACACACACGCACGUAAUUUGGUUAUGUUUUUUCAAAAGGCAAGAUAAUGGGAAAACUAAUAAAACUAAUAAAAUAUUAUCUCUAGGGGGAGGGGGAGGAGACAAGGAUGGAAGUUAAGUUUCUCCUAAUGUACCUUGUUUUAUGGUUUUGACUUUGAAACUAUGUAAAUAUUUUACAUAAUAAAGAUCAGAUAUCAGAGAA
Molecule: messenger RNA, 3112 nt
Organism: Balaenoptera ricei (Rice's whale)
Lineage: Eukaryota; Metazoa; Chordata; Mammalia; Artiodactyla; Balaenopteridae
Gene: PARP4
Product: poly(ADP-ribose) polymerase family member 4
Exons: 9
Molecular function (GO): NAD+ poly-ADP-ribosyltransferase activity
Source: RefSeq, a predicted model, not a curated record